CCACAGUUCGAGGCGUUCAGUCGAAACCUGCGAAUGUGUUGCGAAGCGAGCGCUCAGCUCACGACGGCUCACGGUUCACUUAGCGAAACGUCCGAAGUAAUCAGAGCGCCCCGCCAAGGGUGGCAUUCGCUGUCAGAAAUCGGUCAUCGUCCAACGUGCCCGCUCCCCUCCCCGCCGGCCGGGUAGAUCGCGCUCCAAGCCCCCAUCGCCAACGCGUCAGCUGCUGCCCGUUUCCGCCCGCUUGCGGCUUGCGUUCACGUGGUGACGGAUAGUGACGUAGCGCGCGGUGUCCGUGUGUGUAUGGUGAGCUUCCAUGUGCGCGCGAUAUGUGCAGUGUUUUUUGGACAAUUCCAUGAACGAGAUAAAACGCGGCGGUGAGUCGUGAAUUACACUCGUACUUGCAGUGCAGAGAAGGAGCGGGGCCGCGAGGAACAGGAAAGGGAUUAACUCGUCGCGCCAUUUGCCGUCCCGGGGAGAUGUGCAACGUUCGCCUGAGCAACUGGAAAGGGAUAUAAAACGGAUAAGCGAUUGCCCGGAAAGGAAAUACUUGGCACAUCUUAAAAGUGUCCAUCAUCGCGAGCUCGUUUGGAACUCGGCCAAAUUGGGUGAAUGUGCGAGUAAACGCAGAGUAAUUGCGACGACGUUACACAUGCGCGUAUGCAUUGCACGGCCGUUUGCGAGUUCAUGUGUUAGUGCCCCACAAGAUAACAGACGUCUUAGCGUUUUCUUUGGAGCCUUCCCCCCGUUUGAUUCGCUGCCGCUACGCCAGUCCCCCCGUGGUGGAGUUGCUGUGACCGAGUCCGGGUCCGAAUCAAGUUUCUUUAGUGGAUGAGUGUUGAAUUUGAAUUUGCGCGCCUUUUUGUUGUUAUUCUAACGAUUAGUGACGUAACCGGUGUGUGCGUGUAUGUAGAGUGCACGGAUGGAAUAAGUUUGGAGCAACUUGGAGUUGGAGUCUAGCCUGGGUUACUGUGCCGCAACCGGGACGGGGGAGCGAACAGAAGAAGGGUGGUCGCCGCGCGGUGUCUGGUUUGUCGCCGCCGUUGCCGAGAAAGCGUUUUCGCCUAAGCUUUUCUGUGUAUAAUUUUUCAAAUCGCAGCCUUUUCGUGGUCGAUAAAAUCGCUAAUCGCGUCUGUCAUCUCCCUCUUAGCCUUGAUUUAGGUCAAAAACUCGCCGAGCUCUGUGUCGGUGAAUAGAAUUAGAAUUAGUUUCGAUUUUCGUAUUUUUUUUUGAAUGUCCAGUGGCAGAUUUUGAGCUCUGAUGCGCGUCGACUAAUUUGCAAGCAAUCGGCGCGAAAAAUCUAAAAAAAAAAAUCCUUUGUGAGCUUGUGUUUGAUUUUUGUUUCUCCUUGGAAUACGUCUAAAGAGUGCAUCUAAAGACUACUGGGUAGGUAGCCCAGCAUCAGGUACUGGGACAGUUUCGUCCCUUCGUCAGCCUUGUUUUCACGGUCCUGCAAAAUGCUGACCGUAAGUUAUGGAUGAUAAUGCAUUCGGUGUUGGCCUAAUUGCAUCGUCUCUGUCGUCGUCGUCGGCAUUCGGGAACCCCUCGUAUUUGUCCGUCAGGACACCAUCGUCGAUGUCCUCGUCAGGCGAUGAACGUUCGGCGGCCGGAUCUCGUAGUUCCGUUGCGUCAGUUCCUCUUUCAGAGGUUGCAUCGUCGCCGGUCCCCGCUUCACUAACCAAUCAGCAGUCUGCGUCGUCGACACACGGCGGCGUCGCAACUCCCCCACAGGAUCUAGUAAAAAUUUGGCGUGAUCCUCAAGCGAAUGAGUCUCAAGUUCGUCACAUCCAAUCGCUCCAGCAUCGACUGCUAACUCCUACUUGCUUGGCGAGCGGUGCACUUCCAGCCACCCCAUAUGUACAUCUGCCCGUUUCGAGUGUACACCAACGACCGAGCGUGUAUCCAGCGGAAUUGUGGCAGAAACAAGGAAUACCCAGUCCGCGGGAGUAUCUCGACGAACAACAAUACAGACUUCUUUCAUCUCAUCAUGGAUUACCUAAAGAAAUCACUGCCAGUCUGCAAUGUUAUUCAAAACCAAUGGAUAGGCGGGAGUUAGAACUUCGCGAAAUGGAAAGGCACAAAGACAUGGAACGCGAAAGAUUAGAAAGGGAGCGAUUGGAACGCGAAAGACUGGAUAGGGAACGUCAUCAACAUCAACAACAGCAGCAUCAUGCCCAACAGCAGAAUGUUGCUGCCCAUCAACACCAUCAGACGAUGCAGCAUCAUCUGCAGGCGGCAGCGGCUGCGGCGGCCGUUGUUCAGCAGCAUCAACAGGCGCAUGAACGUGAUAGAGAGAGGCGAGAAAAGGAACAGUGUACCAAUGUGGAGCAGGCGGUAUCACAACAUUUUGAAGAAUCUCUUCGUAGAGUGACAAGGCUUAAAACGCAUGCAUGGCAAUUGAGUCCUGUACGACCCUCGCAUCCUCAAAUGCCACCCCAUCUCACUAUGCAGCCUCACGUACAAGGUCCUCUUCCGCCUCAAACAUCGUCAGCAGUCAGCCUGUCAACAAUGGGGGUAGUUCCACAAUCAUCCGUCGUACAGUCUCAGGCUGCGUCUUUAACGUCGUCUGUGCAACAGCAACAACAUCAACCCCCACCCCAACAGCCACAAAAUGUUCCACAAUCGCAAAGUAUGCUGAGUGGAGCGGACGAGCAACGACGAAGGAUGGUGGAAUGUGAACGAAUAAUGGGACCACGUGAACGUGAAAGGGAACGAGAAAGACAACGAGAACGUGAAAAGGAUCGUGAACUAGAUAGACUGAGGCAACAGCAGGAACUGCAACAAAGGACCUAUUAUGCCACUACAGCCGGGCUUCAAAGGGGACCAGGCAAGGUGAUCGAUUAUGAUGGCCAAAUCCGAAACACAAUACCGCCGGGACCACCACCGCAGUCAAAGCAACAAAUGGAUAAACAACCGCCACAGUUGAAGCCUGAACCGGCGCAAUAUCCAUUAUACAGUUUCCCGCCGUUCGUGCAAAGCUAUCCAAAGGAUAUCAAGUCAAAAUCUGAAUUGGGUUUACCAACACCACCUCCACUGAUGUCCGAUAGUAAAACUCCUCCUGGUAGUGUAAUAGUUAAACAUGAUACUCAUAAGCAAACACCCAUACAAGUGAUCCACUCGAAAGCAACAAGUCAUCCAUCACCGUCUCAUUACAAAGUAGUGCCAGCUGGACCACCUCAUGUGAUGUUUGAAUAUCGGACACCGAAUGAUCGUUACAAACCAACCCCUGUGCAAACAACACAGACAACUCAGUAUAUUCAACAGUCAAUAGUGCAAUCGCAAACGAGUAUACAUCCUCAGCAGCAGCAACCACCGCCGCAAUCGCAGCAGAAAGCCGUACAUUAUAGUGUUUCUACAACCGCUACAAUACAGAACAAACCCAAGGUUUCAUCGCCUGCUCCGUCUCAUAUCUACGGACAGCCAGGAGGUGCAGGCAUUGUAGCAGGAAUUCCAGUGUGCCGUGCACAGGAACCUCCAGUCCUCGCAGUCGCGAAAUCUAGUUCGCCAUCGCCGUUCCAAUCACAUGUUUAUGGGCCGCCACCACCAGUGGCCGGCUCAACAACGGUUCCUCCUCCAGCUCAUUCGUCAAGAUCUAACUAUGAUAGGAUGUUUACAGCGCCAGCGGUGAAACAGAAUCUUCCGAUUGCAAUGCACGGAACAUCACCGCCUACCGCUUCGGCGGCUCCGUUACCUAUGUCUCGGUCCCCCGGAGGCAUGAUGAAACUGAUCCCAUCUCAGAAUAUUGGAAUGCAAAUCGGAUCUCCUCAGACGCAACCGUUAGAUUUGGGUGUAUCGGACAGGAAUCGUGAUGAAAAUUGCAGUCCGAAGCGAAAAGCAUCUACGCCCAUUCACCAUCCCUCAGGAAGCCCAGUUCCAUUUGAUGUGAAAAAGAAAAGAACUGAUCCCCCUCAAUGCAGUCCACUUGCAUUAAACGUAUCAGCUACACCGUCGCCACCUGCUACAUCAUCCCCCUUAAUGCCAGUUGGAACUUACCUAGAUGCCGUGGGUACACGAUCGCUACCACUGGAUCAAAGCCAACCAAUAUCGCGUACGCCGCCUGUAUCUAUUAUUACGGAUCAACAACAAUCAAUAGCGCAGACUAAACCACCACCGCAACCCCAGCAAUUACAAGUUCAGCCGCAAACUCAACCGUUAGCGCUACCAAUACAGCCAAGCCAGUCAACACCUCCUCCUCAAUUUAUACCGAAUUCCGCCUCUUCAAGCAACAGUCCACCAGUUCAACUAGCCAACAACCUCCUUUCAGUCAAUGCAACAAAUCCUAUUCGCACAAGCUCUGCCGACGGAACCGUUCGGCCAUCGAGUACUAAUUCCUCUCUAAGUCCAUCAGCCAGUCCAGGACUGAAUGUACAAAGUGCUCCAAGCACGCCAGCUAAACCCUCGGAGCCUGAGAAAUCAACAAGUCCAGCGCCGAAGCGGCCUGCUGGCACUAGUUCAGCUCCUCGUCACUUGAAGAAAGCAUGGCUUCAACGGCAUACUGGUGAAGAUUAUGAGGAUACAACUGGCGUCGUAGGUAGCGGAAGCUGUGUCAAACUUCCUUUAACUUUAAGUCCGCAGCCUAGCAACAAUAGCACAUCAGCUAAAGAAACUUCGGGAUCAAAUCAAUCGCAGACACAAAAUCAACAACAGCAUCCGGCACCGAGUAGUACGCCACCAGGUCAUUCCGUAAAUUCAUUAGGUUCGAAUAGUAUUAACAAAAGCGCUGUUAAGCCAGGCAAUAAGCAGCAUCCUAAGAAGAGUGUGCUUAACCGUGAUAAUGGGCAUAAUACCGAUUCAGAACAAAAGGAAGAAAGUUCCAGUUCGGACCAGCAGGAGCAGACGCAGAAAAGUCCCCCAAAACGGAAAUCAACAAAAGUGAAACGGCGAAAAGGCGGAACACGCAAACCGUUGGAGGAGAGGAAGAAAAAAAACGUUGGAAGCGAAAGUGAUAAAGAUAGUGACAGUGACAUGUCGGAGAAAGACAGCGACAGCGGGACAAGCGGGACGUCGGCUUCGGUAGGGAAAAAGGCGACGAACGGUAGCACCGGGUCCGGAGCGACGGCUGUACCGAGUCCUGGAGUGAGUCCAGGUGCGGCGAAAGAUGAAGCGAAGGAGCCCAGGAAACGUGGUCGCCGGCCCAAGGUUGCAAAGGACGAGCCAUCGAAAAAGAAAGCGAAGGACGAUAAUGACAAGGCCAAGGACCCCUUUCGCAAGCCGCCAGUUUCGCAGCUGAAGAAAACGGGCGAGUCCUUUCUGCAGGAUGGACCGUGCUUCGAGGUGGCCCCCAAGUUAGCUAAGUGCCGCGAGUGUCGCUGGACCCCGAACCAGCGGUCCAAAAACACUUUGAAUAUAUUUUGCCGAUUUUAUGCAUUUAGAAGGCUUAGAUAUACCAAAAAUGGUCAAUUAGCGAUUGCAGGGUUCUCGGAUCCACACAAGGAUCCCACUAGCGACGAUCUCAGACUUUGGAUGCCGGACGUGGAGAAUCCACCGUCGGACUUGGAUUUGAAUAUGUCGCGAUUUUUGCUGGCGCAGGUUGCGGACCAAUUUUGUGAUCUACUCCAGCAAGAGAAAGAGGCUAUCGCCCAGCAUAUGUCGGAUGACAAAGUAGUCGCUUGGAAGCGAGUCGUCCAAGGCGUUCGUGAAAUGUGCGAUGUGUGCGAGACAACACUAUUUAACUACCACUGGGCAUGCGGUAAAUGUGGAUUUGUCGUCUGUCUCGACUGCUACAAAGAUCGCAAGCAGAAGUCUGCCAAAAUCUGGGGUGAAGUUGGCAAGGACCGAGACGACUUCUCCUGGCUACUUUGCACGAAUCGCGCCCCUCACGAACAAGAACGCCUCAUGCUGACACAGAUCAUCGCAGGGGACUCACUACAAAUUCUCGGUGUUAAAAUUCACGAGACCCGAGCUCUAUGGCAGAUCCCGCAGUGCUGUGGCUGCCCACAAAGUGUGGAAUACACGACGAAAACUCAGAAUGGCGCAUAUAAGGAAUUGAUUCGAAAUAUGAUCAGAAACGAAUGUAACGGUAUCAAAAGUGAAAUAAAGCAGGAAGGCGAACUAUCCAACGGAGCAACGAAAGACGAGAAAGAGGAUAAAUCAGCUCUGUCGUGGCUGGCUGAUGUUGCCCUCCAAAGCGAGGGCAAGAAAAACGGGAACAAUGGCGGUGAUAAGAAAAACAACGGGGAAGACCUGGAUUCCGACUCAAGUUCAGAUAGUUCGGACGAUGGCGGGCAGCAUUCCACGCUACGUGAACUGCUCAUAAGAUCGAACAAAGCGAACGGCAGCCGAUCAAAUAGUCCAGCUUCAUUGCGACACCUGAAGGUGGCGAAAAAGUCCAAAGUGGACGCGAUGGAUGUGGUGCUGAAAAGUGUACAAAAGAAAAAGGACGAAGAGUCGGAUGAGGACGACAUCGCGAAAAGCAUGCAGCUGAAGUACUACGUAGGAAGUGAUAAGAAACGCAGGAAAUACCUGCCCAUCAGGAUAAUGACUUUAACUGAAUCCAAACGCCUAUACCCAGACGUGCCACACACUUGGCUCUGCGACGGGAAGCUGUUACGCCUGCUCGAUGCCAAUCACUCCGGGAACUUUAAGAUAUUCCAGGAGCAGUGGAAGCGUGGGCAGCCGGUUCUCGUUUCGGAGGUGUCGAAUCAUUUGAACAUGGAUCUGUGGCGACCUGAAUCAUUCUCGCGUGAUUUCGGUGAGGACAAAAAUGAUCUCGUAAAUUGUAUGAAUGGCAACUUGGUACCGAAUCAGCCGAUGAAGAAGUUCUGGGACGGGUUUGAAUACAUAAACAAACGACUUAAGGACGAGAAGGGCAAUCCGAUGCUUUUGAAGCUGAAGGACUGGCCGCCGGGCGAGGACUUUGCAGAAAUUUUGCCAACGCGUUUCAAUGAUCUCAUGAAAGCGCUUCCGCUUGGCGACUACACCCAGCGCACAGGUCGCCUGAAUCUGGCCAGCCGAUUGCCUGAUACGUUCGUUCGGCCUGAUCUGGGUCCAAAAAUGUACAACGCCUACGGAUCGGCAUUGCAUCCGACAAAAGGUACAACAAACCUCCACCUGGACAUAUCAGACGCAGUCAACGUGAUGGUGUACGUGGGAAUUCCCAAAGACGGUCAGGAGGAGGAAUAUAUCAAGGAAGCAUUUCGAGCCAUCGACGAGGCUGGUUGUGAUAUUUUGACGCGGAGGAGGGUCCGUGAGAAGCAUGAACUUCCCGGCGCCCUGUGGCAUAUUUACGCAGCCCGCGAUGCCGACAAAAUUCGAGAUUUACUUAACAAAGUAGCAAUCGAGAAGGGUGCCCGCCUGGAACCGGACCAUGAUCCUAUCCACGAUCAAAGUUGGUACCUGGACGGCACUUUGCGCGAGAGGCUGUACAAAGAGUAUGGUGUGGAGGGAUACCCAAUUGCACAGUGCCUGGGCGAUGCUGUAUUCAUCCCGGCAGGGGCUCCGCACCAAGUACGAAACCUGCAUAAUUGUAUUAAGGUGGCCGAGGACUUUGUCUCGCCAGAGAACAUAUCCCACUGUUUCCAUCUAACCCAAGAAUUCCGCGAACUGUCUGAGACGCAUUCCAAUCACGAGGACAAACUGCAGAUCAAGAACAUCAUCUACCACGCCGUCAAAGAUGCGCUAUCCUGCUUGUCACAUAUUCUGAACCAGCAACUGGGCAAGGGCGACUCCAGCGCUGCUCCGGGCGCACAAACCGCAGCUGCAGCAUCUACCCCGGCGGCUGGGUCUGCUCCAGCCACGGGCACGAGCACGACAACAAACGCCAGUGCGACGACGGUCUCUGAGAAAGAUGUAAAAAAGGAAGAUCCAGAUGCGUGAUGUGAUGACGAAAGAUAUUUUCAUGUGAGUUGAGUCUAGAUUUAGGAUAUAAAACUUUUCGAAAGAGAAAUGAGAUAUGAUAGUGAAGAAUUGUGUAUGUUUUAAACUAUAUAUAAAUUUAAAUACGAUUACGUUUUCCUUCUGUUUCUUGUAAAAAAUAAAUUUACGAUUCAGAUGUAGGCUAUAAGUUUAGAUUACUGCGAAAUUAUAAUGUUUACAAAAACAAACUAAAAUAAACAUUUGGACAAAGUGAAUCUAUAA
This is a messenger RNA of Hermetia illucens (black soldier fly), 8073 nucleotides long. RefSeq names its product lysine-specific demethylase 3A (gene Kdm3). Gene Ontology annotation, biological process: regulation of transcription by RNA polymerase II. The coding region runs from base 1471 to 7812 and encodes 2113 amino acids. The record is from RefSeq and is a predicted model, not a curated record. Gene Ontology annotation, cellular component: chromatin; histone deacetylase complex. NCBI's taxonomy places the organism in Eukaryota, Metazoa, Arthropoda, Insecta, Diptera, Stratiomyidae. The transcript has 14 exons. Gene Ontology annotation, molecular function: histone H3K9 demethylase activity; transcription coregulator activity; chromatin DNA binding.